This is a messenger RNA of Westerdykella ornata, 1692 nucleotides long. RefSeq names its product HAD-like protein. Gene Ontology annotation, molecular function: phosphoprotein phosphatase activity. The record is from RefSeq and is a predicted model, not a curated record. NCBI's taxonomy places the organism in Eukaryota, Fungi, Ascomycota, Dothideomycetes, Pleosporales, Sporormiaceae. The transcript is spliced from 2 exons. Bases 178 to 1512 code for a protein of 444 amino acids.
AUGGACGGGCACACAUAAUCGACAAUCAUUGAGAGCAAACUGAUUUCCUCAUCUUGGCUUGUCAAACAAGCCCAACUGCACUUGCCAAGCGUUUUGUCUCGAUUGCCCCAUGUUCUACGCAGCAGCAGUGGCGCGGCUUUCGGUCGCUCCACGAGCACGGCAACGGCUCCUAUCAAGAUGAGCCAGAACUACCGCGAUGACAACGACCCUCGUGACGGGCGCCCACCGCGACCUCGUCAUUCUCAAUCUGCGCGUUUCGGCCAUCACCACACCGCUGAAGCACCUUUCUUCGAUCCCAAUUGGCACUGGCAAGGUUUCCAGCCGCCGCCGCCGCCCAAUAUGCCAUUCUCUAUGCCGAUGCCACAUGCGCCAUUUCCCUACGGUAUGGGGGGUAAUCAGCACUUUGGCCAUGCAUACGGUUUUAGGCCGCAGGCCCAGAGCUUCGUCCACCAACCCGCCUACCUACCGACGCAUCCCCAUCAUAUGUACCCAGGCCACAUAAACCAUCUGCCUGCUAGUCACUACCACACGGGUACCGCAACUACUGCUGGGGAGCGUGGUUAUACCGGCGAGAGAUCUCUAGGUCGGUCUGAGGAGCCGACAUCGGACAAGUUAGGGAACCAAGGCGCCGCUCCCAAGAAAGGGAGCCGCAAGAUUCACCGCCCGGCUCCUCCGCCCUCUGAAGAGUAUAAGGAGACGGUUCUGCAGAAGUCAAUCGUGAUCGAUCCACCCAACCCCUUUCUCAUCGUUUUGGAUCUCAAUGGCACCCUGAUCCACAGACCGAGUCGCAACCGGCCCACGUAUAUGAUUGCACGCCCAUUUCUUAAGCCAUUCCUUCAGUACUUAUUCGAGAACUUCCACGUUAUGGUCUGGUCCAGCGCAAUGCCAACAAACGUCAAUAAGAUCGUCAAGAAUGUUCUCGAUGAGGAGCUGCAGUCUAGGCUGGUAGCUGCCUGGGCUCGCGACACCUUUGGCCUGCCCACUGGGGAUUAUCACCAGAACGUUCAGGUCUACAAGGACCUCCGUUUGAUCUGGGACAAGGAGGAAAUUCAGAAGCACCACCCUGGUCAUCAGGCUGGUCAGCGCUUCGGACAGCACAAUACCAUACUGCUCGACGAUAGCAAACUCAAAGCGCACGCGCAGCCUCACAACCUGAUCGAGAUUCCCGAGUUUACGGCGACGAAGGAACAGAUGGGUAGCGAUAUCCUGCGGGAAGUUGCCGGAUAUCUCCAGACCGCUAGAAUGCAGAGCAACGUUUCCAACUUCAUGUUGGAGCAUCCAUUCGAGGCUGACGGACGCUGGCAGUACGACUGGCCGGAUGACCUGGCGCAAGCGGGCGAGAUGCACGACCCUGCUCAUUUGCGUGACGGUUUGACAACUGCUCCACAGCGUACUGAGGGUCAUCCCGCGGCUGGACGGGACCAAGCGUACGAGGAGAACAGUACGACUGCUCAGGACAAGGAUGAGCCGGAGGAAGAUGUGCCUAUGGAUGUGUCUGACGGAUCCAGUUGAUGGUUGUGAUAGACAGGAAUGUAUGAUCUUGCGCUGGGCGCGAUGGAUGCUGCCGGACUAGGACAGCAGUGGCGUGGUGUCGGGUAAUGGUGCUUUACAUAUGAUACCCCGGGUAUGACGGUGUUUGGGCUCGUCAGUCUACGAAGAUAGCAUAUCACAAUUCUUAAGCCGUUUCUGGAG